ACGCCCAGUGAGAAUAGCCCUCCCAGGAUACCAAAUAAAAAUAACAGUUAUUCCCCUUCUCCUUAUUAUUCGUCGUCCUCAACCUGGCGCAGCCUUCACUUACUUUUCCCACUAUGAAGCUCUAAACUUCUGAAAAAUCACGAAACACAAAACCCUAAAUCCCAAAUUUGUGUGCGUGGAAGCUUCGACAAUGGUUUCGCUGGAGGAAUCUCGCUCCAAUUCGAGCCGUUUUCCCUUGCCGAGGGCUUAUCAGUAUCACUCUUCGGUUUCCUCCAAAUCGCAGCGUCACAUCGGAAGGUCCAUGCGCACAAUACGCUCCAAUUUCUUCCAAGACGACAACAGCAGCACCUGCUCCUUCACCGAGAAAUCCACGUGUCUGUCGGAGAAUCUCACCGACUCCGUCGUCGACCUCCGCCUCGGCGAGCUCGCAUCGCGUAACACUAAAUCGGGGAAAUCCUCGCCGGCGGAGGAGGACCUCCUCGACCUCUCGCAGGCCUUCAGCGACUUCUCCGCUUGCAGCAGCGACAUCUCCGGCGAGCUGCAGCGCCUCGCCACGCUUCCGUCGCCGCAGAAGAGCGACGCCGGCGGCGAGGAGGCGCCGGAGCUGGAGCCCGAGCCCUGCAUGGGGUUCCUGCAGAGGGAGAGCUUCUCCACGGAGAUUAUCGAGAGCAUUUCGCCGGAGGAUCUCCAGCCGACGGUGAAGAUUUGCAUCGACGGCCUCCAGUCGCAGUCGGUGGCGGUGAAGCGCUCGGCGGCGGCGAAGCUGAGGCUGCUGGCGAAGAACCGCGCCGACAACCGCGUCCUGAUCGCGGAGUCCGGCGCGGUGCCGGUCCUCGUUCCGCUGCUCCGGCUGAACCUCUCUCUCCACGAGGACAACAAGAUGCUGAUAACCAAUGCCGGAGCGGUGAAGUCUCUCAUUUAUGUGCUGAAAACAGGAACGGAAACUUCGAAACAGAACGCGGCGUGCGCGCUUCUGAGUCUGGCGCUGGUGGAAGAGAACAAGAGCUCGAUCGGCGCGUCGGGGGCGAUUCCGCCGCUGGUUUCGCUGCUUCUGAACGGUUCGAACAGAGGGAAGAAGGACGCGCUGACAACUCUUUAUAAGCUGUGUUCGGUGAAGCAGAACAAGGAGAGGGCGGUGAGUGCCGGCGCGGUGAAGCCGCUGGUGGAUCUGGUGGCGGAGCAGGGGAGCGGCAUGGCGGAGAAGGCCAUGGUGGUGCUGAACAGCUUGGCGGGGAUUCAGGAAGGGAAGGAGGCGAUUGUGGAAGAAGGUGGAAUUGCGGCUCUUGUGGAGGCUAUUGAAGAUGGGUCUGUGAAGGGGAAGGAGUUUGCGGUUUUGACCCUUCUUCAGCUCUGUUCUGACAGUGUCUCAAACAGAGGGUUUCUUGUUAGAGAGGGUGGGAUUCCUCCUCUCGUUGCUCUUUCUCAGACGGGAAGUGUUCGAGCUAAGCACAAGGCUGAAACGCUUCUUCGAUAUUUGAGGGAAUCAAGACAAGAGGCAUCUACUUCGAGUUCUUAGAUAAGUGAUAUAACAUUGCUACUUGGGAAAGUGGUAAUUAUACAAUGUAAUUGGUUAUUAUUGUAUAUAUAGUGUUUUUGAUGGUUUGUACAGUGUGGCCGUGAUAGUUGGAAUUGGAACCGUGUUUCUAGCGAGCUAUAGACUGACCCUUUAGAUGUUUGGAUAUAGCCAGGUUUGGGAGUUUGCUUUCCCUCGUUUCAAAUUGGUCGUGUUUCCUGGAGUUACAUGAUUGUCUUUUUUGGGUUGAUUAGGUUUCUUUUGUUUAGAUGACCCUAGUUUUGUGAAAAGGGGUUUCUGAUUGUAUUAUUGUAUGGUAAUUAAUUUUGCGCGCUCCUGUUGAAAAGUACGGAGCUUGUACUGCUAAUCCAGGAAUGUUCUGUGUCCAUAAUUUCUUUUAGGUCAACACAGCGCAUGAGUUUCGUUUUAUUUAA
Molecule: messenger RNA, 1947 nt
Organism: Cajanus cajan (pigeon pea)
Lineage: Eukaryota; Viridiplantae; Streptophyta; Magnoliopsida; Fabales; Fabaceae
Source: RefSeq, a predicted model, not a curated record